AGAGAGAGAUACAGGGAGACAGAGGUAUAUGUAAAGAGAGAGAGAGAGAGAGAGAGAGAGAGAGAGCUGAAACAGGGCGCUAAUUAGUUGUAAUUAGUUUUGGGGUUUUUUUAGAGAGAGAUGAUGUCAGCGCGCGCGCUGCUCGUGCUGCUCUCGUGCUCCGUGUGUUGGGUCUCGGGCUGCCUGCUGCCCACUGAGUGGAGGCCGCUGAGCGAGGGCUGCCGCGCGGAGCUCGCGCACAUCAUCCUGUACGCCAGAGUGCUCGCUCUGCACGCGGAGCCGCACGCGCAGCACGGCCUCCUGUACGCGGCGGAGGUGGAGGUGCUGUGUGACCAGGCGUGGGGCAGCAUGCUGGAGGUCCCCGCGGGGUCCCGACUCAACGUGUCCGGCCUCGGAUACCUGCACUGCCAGUCCCACUCAGUGAUGGAGAACAACUCCUACAUCUUCUUCCUCAGGAUGGAUGAAGACUACAGCAUCCUUCCUCAUGCCAUCAACUACCAGGACGCCAUCUUUCCAGACACCCCGGAGAACCGCCGCAUUUUCUCCAGCCUCUUCCAGUUCUCCAACUGCUCCAGCGGACACACGCUCCACAGCUUCAGCCCCGAGUGGGAGUACCAGGAGGACAGCAGGUUGCUGUGCUCGUCUGUGCAGCAGGUGCUGUUUGAGGAGGAGGAGCGCGUGGGCAGGCUGGAGGAACGCGUGGCGGAGCUGCAGCAGAAGAACGAGCAGCUGAAGUCUCGCGUGGGGAAGCUGAAGCGCGCGCUGAGGAAAGCCCGCAGAAGCAGCCGCCGAAAGCAGCGCGAGCGCCUCGAGCCCCAGCAGCGCCUCGGCAGCUCACACUCAACCUCACCUCAUCACUUCAACCACAUCGCUCCUCCACACAAACCCUCGCGCCCCACACACGGGCUCUGAGAGCAUGCGCGAGACUCGGACUCCUGCAGACUGCUGGGCAGUCUCUUACUCCACUUGCUUUACUUGACCACCUUGUGUGUCAGGCCCUUACUCAUGCUAGAUGCUAAUAUCAGUGUUGUGAAGAUUCAGUACUCGAAUGCACAUCGACGUUGCAAUGGUUGGAAAAAAAAAGUGCUGUCAAAGAAUUAAAAUAAUUAAUGACAAUUAAGCACAUUAGCUUGCUACAGUUAAUCAUGAAUAACCACAUUAGUUUGUUAUAGUUAUUCACGAUAAACCGUGCCAGCUUGUUGCAGUUAAUCACGAUUAAUUGCAUAAAUUUGUUGCAGUUAAUCAUGAUUAAUCGCAUUAGUUUGUUAUUGU
Colossoma macropomum (tambaqui) is the source of this 1272-nucleotide messenger RNA. It is a transcript of the gene ccdc3a, whose product is annotated as coiled-coil domain containing 3a. Bases 121 to 912 code for a protein of 263 amino acids. The transcript is spliced from 3 exons. The record is from RefSeq and is a predicted model, not a curated record. NCBI's taxonomy places the organism in Eukaryota, Metazoa, Chordata, Actinopteri, Characiformes, Serrasalmidae. Gene Ontology annotation, cellular component: extracellular region. Gene Ontology annotation, biological process: negative regulation of gene expression.